Messenger RNA from Calidris pugnax (ruff), 2590 nucleotides. It is a transcript of the gene ITGA3, whose product is annotated as integrin alpha 3. Bases 1 to 2385 code for a protein of 794 amino acids. Gene Ontology annotation, molecular function: integrin binding. The transcript is spliced from 23 exons. NCBI's taxonomy places the organism in Eukaryota, Metazoa, Chordata, Aves, Charadriiformes, Scolopacidae. The record is from RefSeq and is a predicted model, not a curated record. Gene Ontology annotation, biological process: integrin-mediated signaling pathway; cell adhesion mediated by integrin; cell-cell adhesion. Gene Ontology annotation, cellular component: external side of plasma membrane; integrin complex.
AUGCCGAACUGCCACCGGCAGCCUCCCCGCGGGUGGGGGACCAUCUUCCUCCGCUUGGCACGGCUGCUGGUCGGAGCCCCCCGAGAUGUGGAGCCGGUGAAUGGCACAAGGACGGGCGCUGUCUACGCUUGUCCCCUCACCUCCUCCACCAGCGACUGCCAACGGCUCGACAUCGAGUUGAAGAAUGAGCCGGACAAAGCCAUCAUCGAUGACAUGUGGCUGGGGGUGACGGUGGCCAGCCAGCGGCAGCCGGCUGGGAGGGUGCUGGCCUGCGCUCACCGUUACACCAAGGUGCUGUGGUCGGGCAGCGAGGACCAGCGGCGCAUGGUGGGCAAGUGCUACGUGCGGGGCAACGACCUGCACCUCAACCUCAGCGAUGAGUGGCAGACCUACCACAACGAGAUGUGCAACUCCAACACCGACACCGACGAGACCGGCAUGUGCCAGAUGGGCACCAGCGCCGGCUUCACCGCCAACAUCAUCUACUUUGGGGCGCCCGGAGCCUACAACUGGCAAGGUACUGACUACAUGCUGCAGCGGGUGAUGUGGGACCUCCAUGACUUCUCCUACCCCAACAAGAAGAACGGCAACAUCUAUAUAGGGUACACGGCGGAGGUGGGCAGCGGGGUGCUGCAUCAGACAGCGGUGACGGUGGUGACGGGGGCCCCGCGGUACCAGCACAUGGGGGCCGUGUUCCUGCUGAGCCACAGCCCCCAGCAGACCCUGCAGAGGAGCCUCCUCCUCCCUGGGCACCAGGUCGGCUCCUACUUCGGCAGCGCCGUGGCCCUGGCAGACCUCAACAGCGACGGGUGGCAGGACCUGGUGGUGGGAGCCCCCUACUACUUCCAGCGCAAGCAGGAGGUGGGGGGCGCAGUCUACGUCUACAUGAACGAGGUGGGGGGCUUCCAGCUCAACCCCAGCCUGGUCCUCACUGGUCCCAGUUACUCUGCCUUUGGUUUUGCCGUGGCCAGCAUUGGGGACAUCAACCAGGACGGCUUCCAGGCCAGAGCUCGGCCCGUCAUCAACAUCUUGAACAAGAUCUUCACGGUGACCCCCAGCAAGGUGGACCCUGCCCAGUGCAACUCCAAGUCCUGCAUCACGGUGACCGUCUGCUUCGCCUACAACCAGAGCGCUGGGGACCCCAAGUACAAGGAGAACAUCACCCUGGAGUACACGCUGGAGGCUGACAAGGACCGGCACCCCCCCAGGGUGAGGUUUGGGGGGACCCAAUCUGCCACCUACCGCGGCACCUUCCCUAUGCCCAAGACCGACUGCCAAUCCCAGGAGCUCCUGCUGCUGGAGAACAUCCGGGACAAGCUGCACCCCAUCGUGCUCUCCAUGAACUAUUCCCUGAAGGAGAAGUCCAGGACCUUCCAGCUGGGUCCCGAAUCCCUCGACGCCUUCCCAGUCCUCAACCAGGACCAGUCCCACAAGAACGAGACCAAGGUCGAGUUCCAGAAGGAGUGUGGCUCCGACAACAAGUGCUACAGCAACCUCCAGCUCCAGAGCAGCUUCGUCACCGACCAGAACCAGUCCUUACCCAGGGUGAACGGUACCCAGGUGCUGCAGUACAGCCGGGACGUGCGGAAGCUCUACCUGAGCAUCAACAUCACCAAUGUCCCCACCACCCCUUCCAUCGGCGAGGACGCCCACGAGGCCCUGCUCAACGUCACCGUGCCACCCAACCUCCUGCCCUCCUCCGUCCGCCCGAGCGGAGCCUGUACCUUUGGGGAGACGGUGCUGUGCGAGUUGGGCAACCCUUUUAAGAGGAACCAGAGGGCAGAGCUGAUCAUCACCUUCGAGGCCAUCGGGAUCAUGCUGGACACGCGGGAGAUCUCGGUGUGGCUGGAUUUGUCCACGCAAAGCACCCAGGAGGACCUGCAGCCCGUGGUGGCCAAGCUGCUGGUGGACUACAGCAUCCAGUCCUCGCUGGCCAUCUGCUCCGAGGGCACCGCUCAGUGCAUCUGGUUCGAGUGCCCCCUGCUCGACACCCAGCACCCCACCACCUUCAGCAUCCGCGCCCGCGUCUGGAACAGCACCUUCAUUGAGGAAUACAGCAAUUUUGACCGGGUGAAGGUGGAUGGCACGGCCACCCUCUUCCUCCGAACCCACGUCCCCACCAUCAACAUGCGGAACCACACGGUGCGGUUCUCGGUGGAUGUGGACUCGGAGCUGACGGAGGAGCAGCCGGCCGAGAUCGCCCUGUGGCUGGUGCUGGUGGCGGUGGCGGCCGGGCUGCUGCUGCUGGGGCUGAUUAUCCUCCUGCUCUGGAAGUGCGGUUUCUUCCGGCGGGCCAACACGCGGGCCAUGUACGAAGCCAAGGGGCAGAAGGCGGAGAUGAGGAUCCAGCCCUCGGAAACCAAGCGGCUGACGGAUGACUACUAAGUUGGGGGGGGGGGGGCCAGCCCCGCUGUCCAUCCCCCCCUCCCCGGGGCGCCCGCGCCACCCGCUUGUGCCACUUCUUCCAGCGGACCCGUUACUACCGGAUCAUGCCCAAGUACCACGCCGUCAGGAUCCGGCAGGAGCAGCGCUACCAGCCCGGCGGCCUCCUGCCCCGCCGCCGCAAGAAACACUGGGUGACCAAGUGGCA